Messenger RNA from Nelumbo nucifera (sacred lotus), 796 nucleotides. The record is from RefSeq and is a predicted model, not a curated record. NCBI's taxonomy places the organism in Eukaryota, Viridiplantae, Streptophyta, Magnoliopsida, Proteales, Nelumbonaceae.
AAUUCUCUCUCACUUGGCGGGCUCGGGAAAUUUUGGUAGCGGAAGCCAAAAAGAUAGAUUCUUAUAAGCAAACGCAAACCUCUAAAACCCUUUCGACGUUGUUCCUUGAUCUUCAAGAUAUAUUUAUAUCUACAGUCCAUACUCAUGGCAUCUCGUUAUCGAUCUAUCUCAAAACCUGCUCUCAGCUUUAUGAAAUCGGCCUUCGGCAAACCUACCAGCAAGCCUAUUAAUUCGAUGCGCAUUCCCCGCCCAUCUCCUACUACUCUGAGGUUGCAUUCUGAGAUGGGUUGCAUUCAAUCUCUCCUUCCCCUCUACAGUGCUGUUUCUUCGGCGCGUCUGACUUCUUGCCUCGGCAUUGACUCGAGGAGUUCGAGGUCGUUGUCUCAGGUGCAAACGUGCAGAGGAUUUUCUGAUUUGGUCAUCUUAGCUAACAGCCAAACCCCUCUUUGUCAAUGAUUACAUCUCAUUGUGCCGGGAUAAGAGAUUGGGGUCGGUAAGAAGCCAGUGGUAAUUGUAGAGAAAGAAAUUAUAUAACGAAGAGAAGGAGCGAAGAGGGAGCAGGAGCCUUGGCAUCGGAUUUGAUUUGGCAUUAAGUUCUUUGACAAUUCUGUAAUGUGGAAACAGAGCUUCCAGUUCCAGCACAUGAAGUUGACUUUUCUGGUUUUUUAUUUAUUUUGACAUCAACGAGUCUCUUUCCUCUGUUAUCAGUCUUUUCUGAGCGGUGUCAUUUACUGUGGAAGAGUUAAAUUUCUAAACUCCUGAUGAAUGGAUGUUGAACAAUGCUUUUUUACUUGCA